AUGAACGUGAACGACCUGGAGGUGGUGCUGGGAAUCCUCAAAUCCGCAGGGUUCAACGUGGCGCGCGCUGAUAGGCCGGAGGAGGCGCGGGUGAUUCUGGUGAACACGUGUGCGAUCAGGGAGAAUGCAGAGGCCAAGGUGGCAGUGCUGGGGUGCAUGGCAGAGCGGCUGAAGGAGCAGCUGGUGGCAGCGGAUAAGAUGGUGGACGUGGUGUGUGGGCCUGACGCUUAUAGAGACUUGCCACGGCUGUUGGACGAGGUAGAAGCGGGCCAACCGGGAGUCAACACACUCCUUUCUCUUGACGAAACCUAUGCUGACGUGUCACCCGUUCGGCUCGCCUCAAAUUCCGUCAGUGCGUUUGUGACUAUAAUGAGGGGGUGUGACAACAUGUGCUCCUACUGCAUCGUUCCUUUCACGAGGGGCAGGGAGCGGUCCCGGCCAAUCAGAAGCAUCCUUGGGGAGAUCGAGGAGCUCGCCGGGCAGGGCGUGAAGGAAAUUUAUCUUCUCGGGCAGAAUGUGAACAGCUACCGAGACACCUCAGAAAGCGAUACGGUUGAUUCAGUCACUGCCACUGUUUCUUCUUCUUCCCCCGCGUCCUCUUCCUCCUCCCAACCGCACUUAACCCCUGGCUUUUCCACAAUCUACAAACCCAAGCUGGGAGGGAUCCGAUUCGCCACCCUCCUAGACGAAGCUUCUCGGAACUUUCCGGACAUCCGCUUCCGCUUCACCUCCCCUCACCCCAAGGACUUCCCGGAGGAGCUUCUUUCGCUCAUGGCUGCCCGGGGCAACGUGUGCAAAAGUUUGCAUCUGCCCGCGCAGAGCGGCAGCAGCAGUGUGCUGGGGAGGAUGCGCAGGGGGUAUUCGAGGGAGGCGUAUCUGCAGCUGGUGGAUCGAGUGAGAAGCGUUGUGCCUGGUGCUGCCAUCAGUAGCGACUUCAUCACUGGCUUCUGUGGUGAAACAGAGGAGGACCACCAGCAAACCCUCUCUCUCAUGCGCGCAGUAGGUUACGACAUGGCCUACAUGUUUGCCUACUCGCUACGCCCACGCACGCACGCCCACCGGCGGCUGGAGGACGAUGUACCGGAGGAGGUGAAGCAGCGGCGGCUGAGUGAACUUGUGGCCACGUUCCGGGAGACCACAGCUGCCAGAUACUCGGCACAGGUAGGGACGAGGCAGGUAGUGCUGGUGGAGGGACCCAACAAGCGCUCUCCACACACAGAGCUGAUUGGGAAGACUGAUCUGGGCCACCGAGUCACCUUCCACAGCUCCCUCCACCAACAGUCCACAGCAGCGGACAGGAAACACCGAGGGUCUUCACUGGGAUUGGCGAGUGAGGGGGAUGAGGGUGGGGCUGGUAGGGGUUCAGCUGGUGGAGGGGUUGCUAGUGCAGGUGAUUAUGUGCUUGUGGAUAUUUGUGGCUCCACACAUGCGUCCCUUCGAGGGGUUUUGUUAGGGAAGUGUGACCUAUCAGGGAGGCUUAUUUGA
Closterium sp. Yama58-4 is the source of this 1485-nucleotide messenger RNA. NCBI's taxonomy places the organism in Eukaryota, Viridiplantae, Streptophyta, Zygnematophyceae, Desmidiales, Closteriaceae. The record is from the annotation of a GenBank genome assembly.